AUGCCCGGACAAAAUUGGGGUACGACACAAGGGAUGUAUUUUGAGAAGAUGAUCGGAAGUUCGUCAACAAAUUUCGCUGAUAUGGUAACCAUUGGGGAGCGUGUAGAGAAUGGGCUGAGAUUGGGGAAAAUCAUAGACACGGCUGCACCGCAAACAUCAAAGAAGAGGCCGCAUGGGGGCUUCGCAAAGAAGAAGGAGGGGGAGGAAAACACUGUGACGGCGAGUGCUCGCCCCCAAUAUCAAUUUUUGAUGGCCCCUAUGUCGUAUUAUCCGUAUCCAUACGUCACCUUAGCUCAAUAUCAACAAUCGUCAUUCCAAUACCAACCACAUAAAUGUAAUCAACAAUCAAUGCCCGCUCAGAGAAAUCCGAACCAACAAUACAAGUGUGACGACAAAGGAAAAAAUCGAGGUCAGAACAAUAGAAACAAUUUUGGUAAUCGUCCCCAAUUUGAUAAGAUUCGGGUACCGUAUGUAGAGUUGGUGUCGUAUUUGAUCCACGUGGGGGCUAUCGUACCAAAAGAACUCCUAGCAACCUCUCCUCCCUUUAAUCGCAGUCACAAUCCUAAUGCCACAUGUGCUUUCCAUGCAGGGUACAUAGGACACUCCACCGAAGACUGUUGGGCUCUCAAAAAGAGGAUCCAAGAGUUGAUUGUCCAAGAUAUCCUGUAUUUCUCCGAGGAAAAGCCCAACGUAAAGACUAAUCCCUUGCCAAACCACGCUGGCGUAGCAGUCAACGUUGUGAUUGAAGAAGAAAAUGUUGAGUCUAUACUAAGAGCUGAAGAGGUGAAGACUCCGAUAAAGAAGAAGGUUGAAGCUCCUCCUAAGAGGACUCAGCCGAUUCAUUUCCGUGUUCCCACUCUGUUCCCGUAUCAGGAUACCAAGGCAGUGCCUUGGAAUUAUGAGACUACAAUGUAUUUGGGAGGAAAAGAAAUUUGCAUUCCUGACACAGAAAUCGUCAACAUUGCUGGAACGGGAGGCAUGACUCGGAGUGGCCAUGCAGGGGUAAUUGUACCUGCCGCUCCGAGCGUGACGACUGCUUCAGUGCUGACGAAGGUUAUUGACGAUAAAGCUGCAGAAUCUGAAACGUCUAAGGGUAAAGGGCCGAUGGUUGAAAAAGAACAAGUUGAAGAUCACAAGAAGAGCAUCACUUUUGAGGAAAGCCAAGAAUUCCUCAAAUUGAUCAAGAAAAGUGAUUUCAAAAUUGUUGACCAGUUGAAUCAGACUCCCUCCAAAAUAUUAAUGUUGUCUUUGCUAAUGAGUUCUGAGGCUCAUCGCAAGGCAUUGCUGAAAGUUCUAAAUUUCGCUCAUGUGAUGCAAGACAUCACGGUCGAUCAAUUUGACGACGUGGUUGCCAAUAUCACUGCCAAUAGGCAUUUGGGAUUUAAUGAAGCAGAGCUACCUCUUGAGGGAAAUGCCCACAACAAAGCACUACACAUCUAG
Lathyrus oleraceus (garden pea) is the source of this 1440-nucleotide messenger RNA. RefSeq lists its product as uncharacterized. The coding region runs from base 1 to 1440 and encodes 479 amino acids. NCBI's taxonomy places the organism in Eukaryota, Viridiplantae, Streptophyta, Magnoliopsida, Fabales, Fabaceae. The record is from RefSeq and is a predicted model, not a curated record. The transcript is spliced from 3 exons.